AUGUAUCGUUUAUUGUUUUCGUUCUCUCUCUAUCUUUCAUUCAUUCAUUCAUUAUUUCUUUCUUUCUUUCUUUCUUUCUUUCUUUCUUUCAUUCUUUAUUUUUCUUUCUUCCUUUCUUUAAUUCUUUGUCUUUUUAUUUUCCCUUCAUUUUCUCUCUUUUUUUUCCUUUUCUUUCUUUCUUUCUUUCUUUCUUUCUUUCUUUCUUUAGUUUCCUUUUUCUUCCUUUCUUUGAUUCUUUCUUUGUUUCUCUCUUUCUUAUUCUAUCCCUCUCUUCCUUUUUUCUUUCGUUGUCUUUUAUUCCUUAUUUCUCUAUUCUCUUCUGUCUUUCCUACAACAACUUGUUAUUUUUUCUUCUUGUACAUCACUUUUCUAUUGUUGUUUUUUUUUUCUUGUGCUUGCCUUUUUUUCUUUAAAUGUUUUUCUUUCUUCCUUUGGGUUAUUCUUUUUUCUUCUGCAUUUGAGUUUUCGUUUCCUUUUCUCUUCUUUUUCGUUAUUAUUUCUUUCUCGUUUUUUUCCUUCUUUCUUUUUAUUUCCUACUGUUUUCACUUGACUCUGUUUAUUGAGAGACAUCAUUCAUUAGUUUCGCCAACUGAUGUAUCAUUUAUCGGUUGCUUUCUUUUUCUUUCUUUCUUUCUUUCUUUCUUUCUUGUUUUCUUUCUUUCUUUUUUCCUCUUUUUUUCUUUCCUUCUUUGUUCUUUUCGUAUGUCUCUAUUCUUUCCAUCUUUUCUAUGA
Molecule: messenger RNA, 732 nt
Organism: Acanthosepion pharaonis
Lineage: Eukaryota; Metazoa; Mollusca; Cephalopoda; Sepiida; Sepiidae
Source: the annotation of a GenBank genome assembly